GCAAGAAGGAGCCGACUUGGCUUUGCUGCCCCGGCCCCCGCAGCUUGCACCGGGCCGUGGGGGGGGACGGGGACCCCCGGCCUGAACCCGUCCCGGGGGGUGUCCUCACCUGCUUCGUGGCUGGCUCAGGACGGCACACGCACACGCACCCGCACUGCUGCAUAAGUGGCUCCAUGUAUUUGCAGCACGCCCCGAGGUGGAUCUCCCCGCGCGCUCCUGGCAGCCGUGCCCAGGUAGGCUGAGGCUCCCACCUCCGUGCCAGGCGAGAGCCAGCGAGGCCAUGGCAGUGCUGGGCGCACCUCGCACCGCUGGUCCCCGCGCCCCCCGAGGUGCCCGGGAGGGACCCCGCUGAGCCCGGAGGGUGCUGCCCGCGGACCCGCCAUGCCCAGGCCGGCUGGGCGAUGCUGCUCCUCCGGCGCGCUGCGGAGGAGGCUGCCUGUGCUGGGGUGGCUUCCCCGCUACUCUCUGCGGUGGCUGCAGCUCGACCUCGUCGCCGGCGUGACCGUGGGCCUGACCGUCGUGCUGCAAGCCCUGGCCUACGCCGAGGUGGCCGGCCUGCCAGCCCAGUACGGUCUCUAUUCCUCCUUCGUGGGCUGCUUCGUUUACUGCCUCCUGGGCACCUCCAAAGAUGUGACGCUGGGCCCCACGGCCAUUAUGUCGCUGCUGGUCUCUUCGUACGCCUUCCACGACCCUGCCUACGCCACCCUGCUCGCCUUCCUCUCGGGCUGCAUCCAGCUAGCCAUGGGCCUCCUGCACCUGGGUUUCCUGCUGGACUUCAUUUCCUACCCCGUCAUUACAGGCUUUACGUCAGCUGCUUCAGUCGCCAUUAGCUUCAGCCAGGUCAAGAACAUCCUGGGGCUGCGCGGCAUCCCACGGCAGUUCUUCCUGCAGGUGUAUGAGACUUUCCGGCGCAUCGGGGAGACCAGGGUCGGGGAUGCCACCCUGGGGCUGGCUUGCCUGGUCGUGCUCACGGGGCUCAGGUGCAUGAAGGGCCACGUCCCCCGGGGCUACCAGAUGGAGCCGCUGCUGGUCAGGAUGGGUCAUCUGAUCGUCUGGGCCGUGGCGACAGCCCGCAACGCCCUCGUGGUCCUGUUUGCUGGCCUGGUUGCCUACUCGUUCCAGGUGACAGGCUCCCAGCCCUUCGUGCUCACCGGGGAGACGCCCAAGGGGCUGCCUCCCUUCCAGCCACCUCCUUUCUCCAAGGUCACAGCCAACGGCACCGUCCCCUUUGGCCAGAUGGUUCAGGACCUGGGAGCUGGGCUGGCCGUGGUGCCACUCAUGGGCCUGCUGGAGACCAUCGCAAUCGCCAAGUCCUUCGCCUCGCAGAAUAGCUACAGAAUCGACCCCAAUCAGGAGCUGCUGGCCAUGGGCUGCACCAACCUCCUGGGCUCCUUCGUCUCAUCCUACCCGGUCACGGGCAGCUUUGGGCGGACUGCGGUGAAUGCACAGUCUGGUGUGUGCACCCCAGCCGGGGGGCUGGUCACAGGGACCUUGGUCCUGCUCUCCCUGGCCUACCUGACCUCCUCCUUCUACUACAUUCCCAAGGCGGCGCUGGCUGCCGUCAUCAUCGGGGCCGUGGCUCCCAUGUUCGACGCCGGGAUCUUCAGGACACUGUGGCGUGUUAAAAAGCUCGACCUCGUGCCGCUGUGCGUGACCUUCGUGCUGUGCUUCUGGGAGGUGCAAUACGGCAUCGUGGCUGGCAUCCUGGUCUCGGGGAUCCUCCUGCUCUACACCAUUGCCAGGCCCCCAAUAGAGGUCUCCGAGCAGGGGGUGCUUCUCCUGCAGCCUGCGAGCGGCCUGCACUUCCCAGCUGUCGAGCACCUCCGGGAGGCCGUGCACCAACGGGCGCUGGCAGCAGGGUCACCGGCGCGCUGCGUCGUCCUGGACUGCGCACACGUCAGCAGCAUCGACUACACGGUCGUGCGGGGGCUGGCGGACCUGCUGCAGGAGUUGCUCAAGAAGGGCAUCUCCCUCGUCUUCUGCAGCCUGCAGCCUCAUGUUCUCCGUGUCUUGCUGUCUGCGAACCUGGAAGGAUUUCAGCAUUUCCCCAGCCUGGAGGAGGCAGCAGAGCAGGAGCUGCAGGGCAGCAAUCGGGUCCUCUUCCAUGAUGCCGACGAGACCAUGCUGCCGACGCCAGGGCUCAUCCAGUGAGAACAUGGCUCUGGCCAUCCCGCCAUCUGCCCCCCGCUCCCACCCAGGGCUGCUUUGGGUGUCUCUGGAAGAAGGAUGCGUGCCAGCGCUCCCGGUCUGCUCCUGGGGCACUUCCAGGCAACACAGCUGGAGGGGAGGGAACGCUCCUCUAGGCAACACUACACGCGACGGGAAGAAAACUCAUCUCACCUG
Molecule: messenger RNA, 2343 nt
Organism: Alligator mississippiensis (American alligator)
Lineage: Eukaryota; Metazoa; Chordata; Crocodylia; Alligatoridae
Gene: SLC26A11
Product: solute carrier family 26 member 11
Exons: 16
Coding region: 382-2151 (589 amino acids)
Biological process (GO): transmembrane transport
Cellular component (GO): membrane
Molecular function (GO): secondary active sulfate transmembrane transporter activity
Source: RefSeq, a predicted model, not a curated record